AUGGCGGCAAUUCGACAAUACCAGACAUAUUCAAUGCAGAUGCCCGUUCCGGUCGUGACGAACAUCGGUGGUCCAGGCGGCCCUCUGGCGAUGAUGCAGGGGGUGCAUUUUGCGGGCUUUGGCCACCAUCCGGCUGCCCACCAUUUUUACGGACACGGCCGUGCGCCCAUUCAACCCGAUCGGCCUUUCAAAUGCGACCAAUGCCCGACAGCUUUCAAUAGGAACCACGACUUGAAGCGUCACAAGAGAAUCCACCUGGCCGUAAAACCUUUCCCUUGCGAUUAUUGCGAUAAAAGCUUCUCGCGGAAGGAUGCUCUGAAGCGACACGUGCUUGUGAAGGGCUGCGGCCAAAAAAAGACUCCAGCAGACGGCGAUGACCACGGUCGUUCGCCCAGGAGACCAUCAUCUGACCACAGUGCUCCAGGAAGCCCAAGUCGACACAGGCGAGAGUCGUGA
Molecule: messenger RNA, 456 nt
Organism: Sodiomyces alkalinus F11
Lineage: Eukaryota; Fungi; Ascomycota; Sordariomycetes; Glomerellales; Plectosphaerellaceae
Exons: 2
Coding region: 1-456 (151 amino acids)
Biological process (GO): regulation of transcription by RNA polymerase II
Cellular component (GO): nucleus
Molecular function (GO): RNA polymerase II cis-regulatory region sequence-specific DNA binding; DNA-binding transcription factor activity, RNA polymerase II-specific
Source: RefSeq, a predicted model, not a curated record